AUCGGCUGCCUCCCGCAGAGAAAGGGAGUGACGGGAGUCAUCUAAUGGAUUGUCUAUAUAAGUUCCAUUCUCUAGCAUUCAUCACUCAGACAGUACUCUUCUGAUCACCCACUUCAUUACUUCUCAAGGCCAACCAACCACACCACAUUUUAGCUUCAUUACUAUACUACACCUAAACCUGUCAUCAAUAGCCUCCUCGAGAAUUCUUUUAACAUCAAAGACAAUGAGCGGACCUAUCGCCGAGAUUCUGGAGGUAGCGGGCAAAGAGGCUGAGGCCGAGGGUGUUCUACUCGGCAAGGGGGCAGCCGAAGGUGUCGAGAUAGCCGGGGAAAGUGUCAUGAGUGAAGCCAAACUGAUGGAGGAGGUUGAGCAACUCGCCAUCAAAGAGGCCCCCGAGUCCCUGGUUAAGAAUACAGAAGUCGAAAUUUCUGCAUCCCUUAAAGAGGGUAGUGAGAUGGUCAUGGCCGAGGCCAAAGCUGGCGGCACACUCAAAACGCUGGCGGACAAGCUCAAGUCCGUUUCCAAGUACAUGUGGGACAACAAGGGCGCGUUCGCCAAGAUGAUGGGCGCCGAAGUAGCCAAGGGCGCCUUCUUCACGCUCGGCAUGAUUGCAGUGGAAAAGAUCUUCGCUGCGAAGCAGCAGAAGAACCCGACGCCCGAGGGCCAGCACCGCCUGGACAUUGUUCGUGCCAUCAACAAGGAGCGCCUCACCUCCAACCCCAUCAUCAAGCAAUGGCGAACUUGGCUAGCGGACCAUUUCGAGGAUCGCGCGACCUUCGGCGCCAUUAGCGUCGAGGGCACGGAAAUUCAGAGGUUCCAGAUUCUUCAGAACAGGAUCUCGGAGGCCCAGCAUUUCUCGGACGAUACGGUUGUCAAGGCUACAGAGGCGCUGAAGGCGGCGCCCGGCAAUGACAGUGCAAAGGAGCUCUUGACCAAGGAAAUCGAGUGGAUGGGGAAGCUCAAGGCCAUCAGUGAUGAAAUCAAGACCAAGGAGUCUUUAAUGGUUGCAGCUGGCCUGAAGGACCGCGGCGAUGACUUGGACAAGGCCAAGAAGCUCCUAGAGGAUCAGAAUAAGUAAGGUUAUCUAGGAACCGGGCGGGGGACUUGUUGUUGAGACGGCUGUAGUGACGUUUCGAGAGAAUAACUAGGAUAUGGUGAUAGUAGAGGAGUAAGAGGAAAACGACUUAGACGAUGGGGCACACAUGUGCCAGUUGUUGAAUUCGGUUGUGUUUAGCCCGGUCAGCUUGCAAAGAUAAAUAAGAAGAUCUAGUAUAAAGUCGGGGUUGGAUUAGUAAAAUAUAAU
Molecule: messenger RNA, 1303 nt
Organism: Trichoderma asperellum CBS 433.97
Lineage: Eukaryota; Fungi; Ascomycota; Sordariomycetes; Hypocreales; Hypocreaceae
Source: RefSeq, a predicted model, not a curated record